This is a messenger RNA of Danio rerio (zebrafish), 3431 nucleotides long. The record is from RefSeq and is a predicted model, not a curated record. Lineage: Eukaryota; Metazoa; Chordata; Actinopteri; Cypriniformes; Danionidae.
ACGCUCUCGGACAGCGACCUCAACAAGUUCAGCUUCAUUCAUCGGCCGCAGCUUCAGAAAAUCGUUCAAGACAUCAAAAAGAACGACGACAGCCUGUUCAACAGAAUAAAAAGGUUUCAGAAUGAACAAGCGGCUAAUAUUCUGAAAACUGGCAGAACAACACUGGACCGGCUGAAGAAGAAAGAGCCGCCCAAAGUUCCAGCAAGAGACUAUCAAGAUGAAGCUCCGGAUGCUGACAGAUACUCUGACUCAGACUUUGACAGCGACACGUAUGAGGACCCGCAGGGCGAUCAUGACGACAGUUACGAGCCUCCGCCCAGAUCUGAAGCCCACAAUAUGAAGCCCUUCACUGUGUGUCCGUCCAUCACAAACCCCAGAGGAGAAUAUGUGGACAGCUGUCGUGGUCGAGCGCCAAAACCCAACCAACCUUUAUAUCCUCAACACAGACACACAACCCAGCAAACAACCCAGCGCAGGCUAGCAGUGGAGGAGGACGAGGACGACUACAUCGAGCCAGAAGACCAAGUGGAGGACGAUAAUUACAUCGACCCCACGGAGAGAACACUGACAAAGCCGGUGGUGAACAGAGGAGUCAAACCCUGUGUUUCUGCUCAUGCAAAUAGUCCCGAUUUCUAUGAGAUUCCUGACAUGAAGGAGAAUUCUGAAUCUAAGAAAAGGAGUCCCACAACUCUACAGCCCAACACACAGAUGGCGCCUCCUAAAGCCAGUCCACGACAGCAGACCAGAAGACCAACAAUAACUACAAAACCUGAAUCAGAGGACGAGUAUGAAGUGUGUGACACAGAUGAAAGUGUAAAUGAAAACCCAGAGGAGAACACGGAGACCAGAAGACCAUCAAUACCAACACCUCGACCUCGAGAUCUGAAAAAAACAAACCCUGCUUCGAUAUCGAGACCAAGCAUUCCUCGCAAAAACAGUGACGCUUCUUCGAAUAAAACGGCGCCAGUUAUUACAGCACGAAGUCCACCGAGAACCACAUCGACCCCGCCGCCAACAGGAUUCCAUCGAGCCAAGAUGCCUUUGCCCCGACAGCUUCCCUCCCAGAGCAGAGGGACGCUGCCUUCAGAAAGCAGAUCAGCGAAAGAUGCUGAAGAGGAAGCUGGUGUGUAUAAAAAGGUUUGGUACGCCAGCGGGUGUGACCGCAAAACAGCAGAGGACGCUCUCAUACGCUCCGCUAAGGAUGGCUCUUUUCUGCUGAGGAAAAGCUCUGGUGUAGAUGCGCAGCAGCCAUACACACUGGUGGUGUUUUACAACAGUCGAGUGUACAACAUCCCUGUCCGAUACAUCGCUUCCACCAAACAAUACUCUCUGGGGAAAGAAAAACAAGGAGAGGAGCGUUUCAGCAGCGUGUGUGACAUGAUUGAGAACCAUCAGAAGAAUCCUCUGGUCCUGGUGGAUUCCCUGAGCAACACCAAAGACUCCACCAAACUCAGACACGCAGUGAAGCCUUGACACGAGGACACUUUCUGACAGAUAUAACGGAGCAGGUUUCACAUUUUACCUUAUUAGACGGUGGAGGAACAUCUGAGACGUGCUGCUACCGAUACUGCUGAAAACGGGCUGUGCUUAUAGUCGAAAACUGAAGCGAGAGGAAUUAAAUGAGUGUGUGUUUGGUUUGAAUGCUGAGGGCAGAAACAGCAGCACCUGCAGCGCAACCGUGAAAAAAGUCCGUGUUGCGCACCAUUAAAAAAUAUAUGUGAGAGACAUUAUGUAAAACAAACGCUUAACGUGGCCUAAUACAUAAAGAAAGAGAUAUGUAAAGACAUUAUAUAUCUGUGUUGUUAAAAAUAUUGUUUAGCUAUGAAGACGAACCCAGAAUAUAAACACAAUAUGCUAAUUGUAUGCUAACAUGCUACGUGUCUUCCCAUAAAAAAAUUUAAAAAAAAAACAUUCAUUCAGUCAUUUUCCUUUGGCUUAGUCCCUUAUUUUCAUAGAAAAUAAAUUACAUUUAAAAAGUUAUAAAUUAAAUUCGAUAUAUGUUAAAAUAUUUUCAACGCAUAUGUUAAGCAAAUGAAUGCAAAUACGCGAUAUAUGCAAAUCACAUACAGAAAUCUGAUAGGCUAUAAGGAAAUAUAUGCAAAUCAGAUGACAUGCAGGCUUAUGUUUGGAUUUUAGACAUGCAAAUUUCAUUCAUUCAUUAAUCUUCCUUCGGGUUAGUCCCUUUAUUUAUCAGGGGUCCCCACAGCAGAAUGAACCACCAACUUAUCCAGCAUAUGUUUUACAUGGUGGAUGCCCUUGCACUCACAACCCAGCACUGGGAAACAACCAUACACACUCAUUCAAACUCACACACUACAUGCAUGGGAAACUCACCCCAACACGGGGAGAACAUGCAAACUCCACACAAAAAUGCCAUGUGACCUAGCCGGGGCUCGAACCAGCAAUCUUCUUGCUGUGAGGCCCCCAGAUGUCAUGUAUACAACAUAUAUUUCUAAAAAUUGCAAAAAUGUCCAAUUAUAACAAUAAUUUAGCCAUAAUAAUAAUGUACAUAUGUUCAAAUUAAAUUGCAAUAAUUUUUCAUAUAUGGCCAUAUAUCAGAUUUCCAUAGAGGCAAAUUCAGUAUAGAAUUAUUCAUUCAUUCACUUUCUUUUCGGCUUAGUCCCUUUAUUAAUCCGGGGUCGCCACAGCGGAAUGAACCGCCAACUUAUCCAGCACAUGUUUUACGCUGCGGAUGCCCUUCUGAAACCCAUCUCCGGGAAACAAAAUUCAGUAUAGAAUAUGUUACUAUAUUUAAAUAUUACAAUUAUUUUUUAACACGUUUUAGGAAUCUAUAACACAAUACAUGCAAAUCAGAUGACAUACAAGCGUAUGUUUGGAUUUUAGAGAUAUGCAAAUGUCAUUUAUUCAACAUAUAUUUUUAAAUAUUGGAAAAAUGUCCAUCUAUAACAAAAUUUUAACCAUUAAAGCCAUAAAAAAUAUGUACAUGUGUUUGAAUAAAUUCGCUGUAGUUUUCAUAUAUGACCGUAAAUCAGGCAAAUUCAGCAUAGAUUGCUAUUUUAUAUAAAUAUUAUCUGUUUAUAAUGUAUGAAUCCACUUUAAGCACUUUUUCAACCAUUUUAUGAGUAGAAAUCGCUUAACAUGCUAUUUAGGGUGUUGUACUUUCUGGGUUCAUUUGCAUAUCUGUAUGAAGAAUCUUUUUUUUAAACUGUAUACCAAAUUUCAUUUUUAUAAAUAACAUUCUUAAAACAUUAAGUCACGUUAAGCGCUUUUUAUGCUAGGUGUUUGUUUGUUUGUUUGUUUUUUUGUGGUUGUAAACUCUUCAGAAAAGUACAGAAAAUGUCAUAUUAAUCAACAUGCAAAUCAGGUACAGCUGUACAGUUCAUAUAUCGUUCAUUUAUUGUUGGAUAUUGUAUUAAACAUACUGUUUUACUUCACAUAAGGUGCGUGGCAAUAAAAUAAAUAUGAAAAAA